Molecule: messenger RNA, 1065 nt
Organism: Pichia membranifaciens NRRL Y-2026
Lineage: Eukaryota; Fungi; Ascomycota; Pichiomycetes; Pichiales; Pichiaceae
Exons: 1
Coding region: 1-1065 (354 amino acids)
Source: RefSeq, a predicted model, not a curated record
AUGUCCACCACAGUUUCGAGAGGAAUUUGGUCGAAGUUUGCCAACAGAUCGACCACGCUGAACGUCAAAAGUGCGGCUCUUAAGAACGCUUUGCUUUCGCCAAACCUUCCUAAGGGCCCGGUGUCUCUCAAGGCAAAUGCCAGCAAGCUAAAGUAUCACUCGCCUCUUGGUCUUGAUAAGAUAUAUCCGCUUGCGUACGAGCUUUUGGAAAAACAAAGUGAAUCUAUUUACGAAAGUAUCGUACAACUUGACAAAGAGGCCGAAAACAUUAAGGACGAAGCUGAGUUGAAGAGAUUAAGUCAACAGAAGCAAGAACUUCUCGCUGCAGCAGAGGCUGAAAAUCCAGAGGUUGUCUACAAUUCUCUUUUUGCGACGAAUGCAGUCGACAGAACCCAACCGGUGUACAGACAUUACCUCAAGGAGCAAUGGAAAUCUUACAAGAGGAUGCUCACAAUGCAAAGGCUGGAAACCCUAGCAGUCAUCCCAGAUACCCUUGCGACCUUGGAGCCUGAGGUCGAUGUACAAUUGAAGUUCCCACACACCAACGUCGACACAUGGAUCGAACCGGGCGAGGUUCUCUCGAGUAAUGUGACCUCUAGACCCCCUGCCUUAGAGAUCGUUGAGUUCAAGGAGUCGACAAAGGACUUGUACACUGUUCUUAUUGUGAAUCCAGACACCCCAGAUGUCGAGAAUGAUUCCUUCACAACCACGCUUCAUUGGGGGUUAAAAGACGUCGAGCUCACGAACAGUGACUGCAUCAUCGACAUAAAGAAACUCGAUCAGCACCCAGAAUACACUUUAGUCGACUACCUUCCACCUGUUCCUGAGAAGAACUUAGGCAAGCAACGUUUCGCUGUUUGGGUCUUCAGACAGGACGGCAAGCUCGAUAGCGCUCUUGCUGCCGUCGAGAGAGAGAACUUUGAUAUCAGGAAGUUCGUGGCGGGAAAUAAACUGGCUCCCAUUGGUGCCCACAUCUGGAGAAGCACUUGGGACCUCAACACCGAUAACGUCAGAAAGAUGUACGGCUUACCUCAGGGCAGGGUGUUUUCCAGAGAUAGACUUUGA